Molecule: messenger RNA, 2183 nt
Organism: Cydia pomonella (codling moth)
Lineage: Eukaryota; Metazoa; Arthropoda; Insecta; Lepidoptera; Tortricidae
Product: dynein regulatory complex protein 10-like
Exons: 11
Coding region: 246-1535 (429 amino acids)
Source: RefSeq, a predicted model, not a curated record
GACAACAACGUAGGUAUUGAUUAACUUUGGCACCGAAAUAUUUAGUAAAGAAACCUUAUCAGAUGAAUGUGUUUUUUAAUGAAUUGGCUAUAGUUACUUUUGAAACUAAAGUUACAUUACUUUAGUUGAGGUUUUGUUUUCAAAAUACUGGAAUACUGUGAGCGAGCGACGCGUAACAGAUACUAGGUACUUAUAUUAUAAGAAGGUUACAUAUAAUCACCGUUGUUAAUUACGCUAUAAUAUAGAUGGAGGUCCAGUCAGGGCAGUCCACCUCCACCGCCACCCCCACGUCGCUGACUUCAGUCUCUAGCGGAUCUGCGUUCAGUGACGGAUACCCCAGCGCACGAGAUGACUUCGAUCCGACUAUGGAAGGGUCACUUUCCCCCGUGGACUUAGAAGCCCUGAUCCAAAGCGAACGCAUCACGAAGAUCCUCGACGAGUGCGUGUACAAGACCAAGCUGGCCAUCUGCCUCCCCAACCUGGUGAAGGAGUUCCACACCCUCAGCUCCAUCCUCUCCAGUCAGAACAUGGACGACCUAGUCUUAAUAUUUGAGCAGUACGAUAAGCCGCUGUUUUCGACAAGUGUCCUGAAUAUGGAGGCUUUGGAGGAAAUUAAAAGUGGAACAAGUACGCUGAAAAACCGGUUAAAUCCUGAAUUAGGCCACCUUAUGUACAUUAUGUUCAGCUACCCAGCGCUGAAGCCUAAAGUUGAAGAAAUGGUAGAAAAGAUGAAACUUGGCUGUCAGGACGGCGAAAUGUCCCCAUCCAUGGACUACUUGGUGACGUUGGAGCAGUUCCGGGACCUGAUGGUGAGGCAGCUGUCCACAACAGCGGCCGAAGAGCUCGCAGCCAAGUUUAAGACUAAGAAGCUUGAGGCGCAGAAUGUGAAACUAAUCACAAACAUUAAAGAAAAAUCUGAAGCAUUGGAGGCCGAAAAAGAAGCGUUUGAGGCGACGAUGGAAGAGAAAAGACAGAAGAUUAAGGCGCUACAGGAUGAGCUUGAGGAGAUACAGGCUGAAGCUUCAAAGGAUAUCAAAAAGAAAAUUUUGGAUUCCGAACGUCAAAUGGUCCUUGCCAGUCGCGUGCACGCCGUGAAGAACGACAUCUUGCAAGAUGAGCAAGCAGAGACGACGCGCGUCUACAAAACCCUGCUGGCAACUCAUGUGCAGGAAGAGAAAAAACUGCGAGCUCGCAGGUUGAAAGUGGAAACACAAUUGCUCUCCUGGAUCAAGAAGUACGACCUGGAGAUGACGGAUAAGCAGGUCGAGUUCGACGAUUUCCAGCAGAAGUACGAUGAUGAAGUGCGCGCGUGUCGGGAGCUAGAGGAGAAACUAAAAAUUCAGGACGUAGAGUACAUUCCUCUAAUGGCGGAGAGAGAAGAAGAGUACCACAAAGAGAUGAAGGAGAAGAUGGAGAAGUUCCUUCUAGAACAUGCUGCGCGGGUCAUCCAGUCCGCCUGGCGCAAAGUUCUUCUUAACAGAGCUGAAAGAAAGAAGCAGAAAGGAAAAGGUAAAAAGGGAAAGAAGAAAGCGUAAUGUCAAAUAAUGUAAUAAACAAACGAUUUUUUAAUAACUUGUUUUUUUACCCUUGGCGGUUUAUAUUUAGAUAAUUAUGGAAUAUAUAUACUUAUAUUCAAAUUAUGCUUACGACUUUAUUGCCCAUAUAUUAAGGUGGUAAAUACAUAUUUUGGCACAUUUUUCGUAUCGAUAUUUUCAGACGUGACUGUACAAAGAUACACGUCUAACGUGAGUAAAUAGCAUGUGUGUCGUACCUGGGUGGGUAGACAAGAUGCCAAUCGUUAACGGUCCGUAGCGAAAGAAACGCAACUGUCUCUGUCUAAUAUGGAAGAAUGAUACAGAGAGAUAACUACUUACGCUACAAUUCGGAGCGUGAACGAUUGGCACCUUGUCCACGCACCCAAGAAAGACACUAAAAGGUUGGCUUCGGAUUGACCACGGUGGAGACAACUUCCUCCAGCUGCACCGACAAGAGCCCAGUUCUUAAAUUUAAUGAAAAACGUAUAGUUUCAAUCAAAACAAAAAUGUGAUGUUCAAAACUUCUAAUUAUCGGAUUUUUCGAAAAUGAUUGUUCAGAUUUUAAUUAUGAUAUUUGAGUCAUUAGAUAUUUUAUUUAAUAAAAGUUAUAAUUACAGCUUUGGAAAUUACAAAAACAACAAAAGAAAA